Messenger RNA from Plectropomus leopardus (leopard coralgrouper), 1749 nucleotides. RefSeq names its product eukaryotic translation initiation factor 4E type 3-like. Lineage: Eukaryota; Metazoa; Chordata; Actinopteri; Perciformes; Serranidae. The record is from RefSeq and is a predicted model, not a curated record. Gene Ontology annotation, biological process: translational initiation. Gene Ontology annotation, cellular component: eukaryotic translation initiation factor 4F complex. Gene Ontology annotation, molecular function: translation initiation factor activity; RNA 7-methylguanosine cap binding.
GCGGAAAAGCGGCAGUGUGUUUCAGUACCUGGAGAUAAAGCCAAACCGGGUGCUUUUAUUAAAGGGAUUCGUAGCGGAGAUAUCGAGAGGUUAGCUCUGAAAUGUCGGUCCCUGCGGGUCACACAGAUGUUCAGAGGGACAGAGGCGCCCUGAGCGGACAGACCGUCUCCUCUGAAAACAACAUUGACAUCGACGAGAAAGAGUUGGAAAAUAUCACAAAGAAACACCGAGAAGACGAGACGACAACGCUGCCUCUGCACUCACCUUGGACGUUUUGGUUGGACAGAUCAUUACCAGGAACGACGGCCGCAGAGUGUGAAUCCAAUCUGAAGAAGAUCUACACGGUACAAAGUGUUCAGACGUUCUGGAGUGUAUACAACAACAUCCCUCCAGCCACAGCCCUGCCUUUGAGAUGUAGCUAUCACUUAAUGCGCGGAGAACGGAGGCCACUGUGGGAAGAAGAAAGCAAUGCAAAAGGAGGAGUAUGGAAAAUGAAAAUACCAAAAGAAAGCACUUCUGCAGUUUGGAAAGAAUUGUUACUCGCCACCAUCGGGGAGCAGUUUGCAGAUCACUGUGCCUCAGACGAUGAGGUCGUUGGUGUCAGUGUUAGCGUUCGGGAUCGGGAAGAUGUUGUACAAGUGUGGAAUAGCGAUGCAUCUCUUGCUAACGAAGCAAGUAUCUUGCGAAAAGUCUAUGAGCUCCUCCCGUACAUAACUUUUAAAGCCGUUUUUUAUAAGUCUCACAUGGAACAUCAUGCCUUUGAAGGAGGACGCUCAAGACAUUAAAUGAAUGUAACACACUUUUUUUUUGUCAUUUGAACCGGAACUCUGUACCUGCCUUCACGUCGAGGCGCUGUCCACAACCUAAUCGAGGAUCUUAUUUUACAUUCAAGGAAAUUGUUAUCAAUAUAUUUUUAUAACUUUUAAUGACUGAUGCCUUGUUUCCUUUAGAUUGUGGGUCCUAGAGCUCUGAUCUUCAGAGACUAUAUCCAGCAAAAAUCACAUCUUGAGUCUAUUAGUUUGUGUUGGAUUUGACCUGCUAUACUGAACUGCACUGUGCCGGUCCUGUUCUCUGCACGGCAUAUGGACCUCACAAUUUAUUCCUGGUAUAGAGGUAGCAGCUAAUUAGUGGUUAAUGGUUUGAUAUGUAAAACAUCUCAAUUCAUAUCAUGUUGUAAUUAAGUCCGCUUAGUCAGUGCCAAAGCACUUUUCUGCCGUUUUUAGUCAUCUGGUGUUUUUCUGAGGAUGGAGUGAAUGUCCCAUUUGGUUUCUUAAAACUUCAUCAACUCUGCAUCAGAUUGAAAUCAGGGCAACACUUGGAAAUAUUGCACAUGACUACCUAUUCCAGUCACAGCGUCCCUCAGUUCUAAAGCCAUCACAGGGAAUCAGAACGUGUUUCAGCACAGAUAUAGCCCUGAGAAACUCAGCUUUAGUUAAAAAACAAAACCCAUCCUGAAAGGUGCCUCUUUGAAUCUCCUCAGCCACACCACGUUUGUUAUUUCCUUCAACACACGUGUUCAAAAGUAGACACUCUGCUGUCCUGAACAGGGUCUUGGAUUAUUUAGCAUUUUGCUCUGAAAAGAUAACUGCACCUUUUUGUGCUCAGCUAGUGGUGCUCAGUGGAACUUGUUUGCCCGACUGUAUCGAGUUUGCUUACUGGACUGUGUCCUUAUAACACACAGAGAAAUGCAGCUUUAAAGCCCCUGGGAACCAAAAACUAUAAUAUGUAAUUUAGGGUCUAACAUGCAUA